Molecule: messenger RNA, 2755 nt
Organism: Austrofundulus limnaeus
Lineage: Eukaryota; Metazoa; Chordata; Actinopteri; Cyprinodontiformes; Rivulidae
Product: tripartite motif-containing protein 16
Exons: 2
Coding region: 897-2645 (582 amino acids)
Molecular function (GO): zinc ion binding; protein binding
Source: RefSeq, a predicted model, not a curated record
UGGCGCGCCUCCCCCGGAGCGAGAGGUUGAAGAACGGCGACAGCUUCAGCUCCGACACCUACUCCACCAUGCUAACCAUCCAACCGGGUCAAACUUUAAUUAUAACUUCUCAAAACCAAUGAUGUCCUCCCGUUUCAGUCGCUCUCCUCCGCUGGUGUCGGGCUACCGAGUAACGGAUUCCUGCUAGCCGUCUCCAUUUCCAGGCGACUCCGCGGACAAAACAAACACGGAUAAAUCCGAAAAACACCGAGAGCUGGGAGGGUGUCCACCCCCGGCCCGAUGCGACCGAACACCGCCGGAAUAAAACGCCAAACACGGGGGUUCAGAACACCGACAAGUCGGUCUCUUUUAAAACAAUUCUUCUCCUUUUCAGCUGAAGCUACGCGAAGCUGCAAGCUAGCUGAGCUGCAUUGUUUUGACUCUGGUCAGUUCAUCCUAGUUAAUGGGGAAAUCUGGUUCCGGUUAUUAUUUCAAAAUAAAAGUCUCAUUCCUUUAAUUAAAUAGCUUAGUAGCUUAAAUAUAUAUUUAGUAAUGUUUAUAAUGAUAUACGUUUUCCGUAAUUUCUUAAAUACUCUUGCUCUGACUCGGUUUUAAGUAAGUAAUUUGGCAAAAUUAUGACUUUACUUAUUUAUUUUGAAGGUCAUAAUAAUAAACUUCUGUCAAUACAGUGUGAUCCGUCAAGCUACGCAACACUGCCAUCUAUCGGUAAAAGAAAUAUACAAAAUAAUUUAAAAACAUGACAAAUACACAAAUCUAUCGCUGUCAUAUCAGCUUCAACUUCAAACUUGUGGCUUAUAUAACAUAUUGUUUAAACUACUAUUCCUGAACAGUGGCAAAUACUCCUUCCUUGUUCACAAUUUCUCCGCUCCCUCCUGCACAGAUCUACAAACACAAGGAUGGGUGUAACCAUUGGCAGUAACGGAAGCGUCAUGAUGUGUAGAUCUACUAGCUUUAGUUACAAGCGAAACUGGAACUCAUGCUCGUUCUUUGUGGGAGGAAACAUGGCGCAGAAAAGAAACUUGGACCAAGAAAAGUUUUCUUGUUCGAUUUGUUUGGAUCUCCUGAGGAAACCGGUGACCAUCCCCUGCGGGCACAGCUACUGUAAGAGAUGUAUUAAAAGCCACUGGAAUACCGAGGAGCGGAGGGGGACCUACAGCUGCCCUCAGUGCAGGAAAGUUUUCAGACCGAGGCCUGGUCUGGUGAAAAACAUCCUGUUGGCUAAUUUGAUGGAGGAGCUGAGGAAGACUGACCAGCAUGCUGCUCCAGCUGGAGCUGAAGAUGUGUCCUGUGACGUCUGCUCUGACAGGAAACUGAAAGCUGUCAAGUCCUGUCUGAACUGUUUGGCCUCUUAUUGUGAAAAACACCUCCGACCUCACCAUGAAGCUCCGCCAUUACAGAAACACCAGCUGGUGGAGCCCUCCAAGAAGCUCCAGGAGAACAUCUGUCCUCGUCAYGAUGAGGUGAUGAAGAUCUUCUGUCGUAUUGAUCAGCAGUGUAUCUGUUACCUCUGCACCAUGGAUGAACAUAGAGAACAUGAAACUGUCUCAGCUGCAGCAGAAAGAGCUGAGAAGCAGAAGGAGCUGGAGGAGAUCCGACAACAAAUCCAGCAGAGAAUCCAGGAGCGAGAGAAAGAUGUGAAGCUGCUCCAACAGGAGGUGGAGGCCAUCAAUGUCUCUGCUGAUAAAACAGAGGAGGACAGUGAGAAGAUCUUCACUCAGCUGAUCCGUCUCAUCCAGAAAAGAAGCUCUGAUGUGAAGCAGCAGCUCAGAUCCCAGCAGGAAACUGAAGUGAGUCGAGUCAAAGAGCUUCAGGAGAAGCUGGAGCAGGAGAUGACUGAGCUGAAGAGGAAAGACGGCCAGCUGGAGCAGCUCUCACACACAGAGGAUCACAACCAGUUUCUCCACAACUACCCCUCAGUGUCAGCACUCAGUGAGUCUCCACACUCAUCCAGCAUCAAGACUCGUCCUCUCAGAUACUUUGAGGACGUGACGGCAGCUGUGGACCAGCUCAGASWCAAGAUACAGGACGUCCUGAGGGACACCUGGACAAACAUCUCACUGAGAGGAACUCAAGAUUUAGUGUCAGAACCAAAAACCAGAAAUGAGUUCCUAAAAUACUCCAAAGAUCUAACGCUAGACUCAAACACAGCCUUCACACAUCUGUUAUUAUCUGAGGGGAACAGAAAAGUGACUCUGAUGAAAAAACAACAGUUUUAUCUCGAUCAUCCUGAAAGAUUUACGUUUUACGACCAGGUUCUGAGCAGAGAGAGUCUGACUGGUCGUUGUUACUGGGAGGUGGAGUGGAGCGGAGACGCCAUUCAUGUCGCAGCUUCGUAUAAAGACAUCAGCAGAGACGGGACAGCAGAUGAGUGUGCGUUUGGAUACAACGACAAAUCCUGGGUGUUGUGUUGCAAUGAGAAUAGCUACAGUUUUUGCUUCAACAAGGUGAAGACUCCAGCCUCAGGUCCUGCUUCCUCCAGGAUCGGAGUGUACCUGGACCACACAGCAGGGGUUCUGUCCUUCUACAGGGUCUCUGACACCAUGACCCUCCUCCACAGAGUCCAGACCACCUUCACUCAGCCGCUCCACGCUGGAGUUCGACUUUUUGAUGAAGGAGAAUCUGCUGAGCUCAGGAAAGUUCAAUAAACAUGAGCAGAAGAUGUGAUACAACUUUUGUUUUCCUAAAGUGCUUUAAUCUGCAGAUUAUUCUACUUAAUUUCAACUGUUCUUUUUGGUAAAGAGGACAAAUAAUAAAA